AUGAACAUAUAUAAGAUAAUUUAUUACUGCAAAUCAUAUACCAUUUUCAGAGUUGCAAAAAUCGUUCUAGAAGUGACAAAUGUUGCAAAUCGUGGAACAUUUGCAUGUCGCACUGUGACGACCAUAGAAAACAGAGAUCGCAAUGCUACUUUUUCCAAAAACAUUCAAAUAUUCCACAAAUUUGGAACAUAUAAAUCUAUGGAUAUAUGGACGGAACAUUCGAAUAUAUGUAUAUAUGGAGGGAAAAUUUGUACAUACAAAUGCGCACCAAAUCAGGAACAUACAAAUCAAUGGUUUAAUGGAUGGAACAUUGUGACACACAGAUAUAUGGCACAAUCACUGGAACAUAUAAAUGUACAACAAAAAGUGACAUUCAAAAAUAUGGUUUCAAAGAUGGAAUAUUUCAAUAAAUAUAUAUAUUUAGUUUCGGAACUUAGAAUUCUAAGUUACCGCCAUCAAAUUGAUGAAUAUAAUCUACUGUUAUGUGUCUUUCCUUAUUCAGAAUUGCGUCAAAUUGAUUAUCUUGAUUGA
This is a messenger RNA of Candida tropicalis MYA-3404, 531 nucleotides long. RefSeq lists its product as uncharacterized. The record is from RefSeq and is a predicted model, not a curated record. Lineage: Eukaryota; Fungi; Ascomycota; Pichiomycetes; Serinales; Debaryomycetaceae. The transcript has a single exon. The coding region runs from base 1 to 531 and encodes 176 amino acids.